Molecule: messenger RNA, 1518 nt
Organism: Juglans regia (Persian walnut)
Lineage: Eukaryota; Viridiplantae; Streptophyta; Magnoliopsida; Fagales; Juglandaceae
Product: T-complex protein 1 subunit eta-like
Exons: 13
Coding region: 1-1518 (505 amino acids)
Biological process (GO): protein folding
Cellular component (GO): chaperonin-containing T-complex
Molecular function (GO): ATP binding; ATP-dependent protein folding chaperone; ATP hydrolysis activity
Source: RefSeq, a predicted model, not a curated record
AUGCUAAUUCAUGAUUUUCAAGCUGUUGGUGAUGGAACCACUACAGUAGUUCUGCUUGCAGGAGAAUUUCUGAAGGAAGCCAAGCCUUUUAUAGAGGAUGGCGUCCACCCACAAAAUUUGAUACGGAGUUAUCGGACUGCAUGCUAUUUGGCACUGGAGAAGGUCAAAGAACUGGCUGUUAGCAUAGAGGGAAAAAGCCUAGAAGAAAAGAAAAGCUUACUUGCUAAAUGUGCUACUACAACACUCUCUUCAAAACUCAUUGGUGGGGAAAAGGAGUUUUUUGCAUCAAUGGUUGUUGAUGCUGUCAUUGCAAUUGGGUAUGAAGAUAGGCUGAAUAUGAUUGGAAUAAAGAAGGUUCCUGGUGGUAACAUGCGUGAUUCCUUUCUGGUAAAUGGUGUUGCCUUUAAAAAGACAUUUUCAUAUGCGGGUUUUGAGCAGCAGCCAAAGAAAUUUGUAAAUCCCAAGAUACUUCUGCUAAACAUUGAAUUGGAACUGAAAUCUGAGAAAGAAAAUGCGGAAAUAAGACUUUCAGAUCCAUCGCAGUACCAGUCAAUUGUUGAUGCAGAAUGGAAUAUUAUAUAUGACAAGUUGGAUAAAUGUGUACAGAGUGGGGCUAAGGUUGUUCUUUCGCGGCUGGCUAUUGGUGAUCUUGCCACACAGUAUUUUGCAGAUCGAGAUAUUUUCUGUGCCGGUCGUGUAACAGAAGAAGAUUUGCAACGGGUUGCUGCUGCGACUGGUGGAACUGUACAAACAUCUGUCAACAACAUUAUUGAUGAGGUUCUUGGAACAUGUGAGCUUUUUGAGGAAAGCCAAGUCGGAAAUGAGAGGUUUAAUAUAUUCUGUGGGUGUCCGUCGGGCCAUACAGCCACCAUAGUUCUGCGCGGUGGAGCUGAUCAGUUUAUUGAGGAAGCUGAGCGGAGUUUACACGACGCAAUAAUGAUUGUUCGGAGGGCUAUGAAGAACUCCACUGUAGUUGCUGGGGGUGGUGCGAUCGAUAUGGAGUUAAGUCGAUAUCUUAGACAGCAUGCUCGCACAAUAGCUGGGAAAUCUCAACUUUUUAUCAACUCUUAUGCUAAAGCUCUUGAGGUUAUUCCACGGCAGUUAUGUGAUAAUGCUGGAUUUGAUGCAACGGAUGUACUGAACAAAUUAAGACAGAAACAUGCACUUCAAUCUGGUGAAGGUGCAAAUUAUGGUGUGGAUAUCAAUACUGGUGGAAUUGCCGAUUCAUUUGCUAAUUUUGUCUGGGAGCCAGCAGUUGUGAAGAUUAAUGCUAUUAAUGCUGCUACCGAGGCUGCCUGCCUUAUUUUAAGCGUAGAUGAGACGGUAAAAAACCCAAAGGGUGGCAGCAGUGUGGAGGAGGUUGGCAGUGGGGCUAUCCCGUGGUGGUGCAGCGACUGUGUGGUUUCCGAAACUAGAAGGAGCUUCACCGAGUGCGGCGGAUUUGCGGCGGAUUUUGCAUGGAACAAUGGUUCACAGUUAGGUUAUGGUGCAGUAGGAGGGCUGCUGGACGUGCUAUAG